AUGCGCUUCUCAUCUUACGCUCUCCCUGCUUUAGCAGCAAACUUGGCCGCCGCUCUUCCUGCUGCUCAGCCUCAGCAAAUUGACCUGUCCAUGGUCUUGGAUACUCCUGACCCAACAUUCUCUCAGGCUGUGGGUGUUGCUGCUCAGACGGUCACCUAUGAUACUGCUUCCCUGAUCGCUGUCGCUAGCGCUGCUGCUUCAUCUGUGAGCAUUGCAGUCAGCGAUGUAUUGUCUCCGACUGCAGUCAUUUCCAAGCGAGCAGCGACCUCUACCACCUGUGUGCCUCAGUUCACUGGCGCAUCUUCGGCUCCUACCUACUCCGCUGCUGCCGAUAACGUAGCUGAUUUUCUUGCGGAUCCCUACUAUGCCUCUGUCGCCUCCACCGCUCCUGUUCCCACUGGCUACAAUCAAGCUUUUGUGAACCAGCAAGCUUCGAACAACGCCUUCGGGUACCUGGGUUAUGAUAGCUUUGAUACCUAUGACAUUGCUACCUGCGCCAGCCGAUGCACAGCUAGAAAUGGCUGUGUUUCGGUCAACAUGUACUUUGAGCGCAAUCCAUCUGGCUGUUCGAACUCGUCCGCGAUCAUGAUCCAUUGUGCCUACUGGGGAGGUCCUGUAUCACAAGACAACGCUGUAAAUAAGGGUUACACGUACGAGGGCUUCACUGUUGCUAUCGCUGGUUCUAAUGGUUACGUUACCACUCAAAUCGAGACGCCCGCUGGAUACCAGGCUGGUACUCCCUAUGGUGACUUUGCUAUUAACGCACCUUACGAUGCCCAAGGCUACAACACUUUCAUGGGUGCCAGAAUCUUCACCUCAACCUGGGAAGUGGCUUCUUGCGCUGCCUACUGCGACUCUCAGACCGCAUACAACAAGGCAACAGCCCCAACGGACGGAACUCCCUACAAAGUCUGCAAUUUCUUUAACACCUAUGUAUUAAUUGAAUACCUCGCCAAUGGCUCCGUUGUUCCUCAAGGUCAGUACUGCGCUCUAUACACCGAAGCAUGGGACAGUACAUAUGCAGUCAACGGUGGACAAUGGUGGGGAGACAACCAGUACCUUGUCAGCUACAGCUUUGGUUAUCCCAAGCUCAACCCCGGCAUCAACCCCACUGUUGGCGACGCCGUUGGUGCAGAGUACCAAGCUGUCGCAGACAUCAAAUGGGCUACUCUCCAGCCAUUCUGUUCUUCAUACCUUGGUUACACAGCGGCAGUUAAGACCAUCACAACUACUGCUACGGUCACUGGCGUGACAUCGCAAACAACAACAGCAGCCCAAAGUCAGACAACGACUCAAAAUCAGAAGCGUGCUCUGUCGACACCAGAUGUUCUGACCAAAUACCCAUCCACUGUCUUGUCCUCUGCCUGUCAGCUGCAAGCUACACAGCCAGCAGCUUCUACACUUGUUGUUACAGCAACCGUCACUGCUACUGCAGCUGCAACUUAG
This is a messenger RNA of Aureobasidium melanogenum CBS 110374, 1446 nucleotides long. RefSeq lists its product as uncharacterized. The transcript has 5 exons. The record is from RefSeq and is a predicted model, not a curated record. Bases 1 to 1446 code for a protein of 481 amino acids. Lineage: Eukaryota; Fungi; Ascomycota; Dothideomycetes; Dothideales; Saccotheciaceae.